Molecule: messenger RNA, 1479 nt
Organism: Cucumis sativus (cucumber)
Lineage: Eukaryota; Viridiplantae; Streptophyta; Magnoliopsida; Cucurbitales; Cucurbitaceae
Product: transcription factor FAMA
Exons: 5
Coding region: 254-1399 (381 amino acids)
Biological process (GO): positive regulation of DNA-templated transcription; stomatal complex development; guard cell differentiation
Cellular component (GO): nucleus
Molecular function (GO): protein dimerization activity; DNA-binding transcription factor activity
Source: RefSeq, a predicted model, not a curated record
UCAGAAUUUAAUUUAUUAAUCCCCUUAGGCUCCUCUUCCUUUCUUAUCUCUAUAUAUAAAACCCUUCACCAAUUACAAAAAUUUCCACUCAAUUUUCUCUCUCUACAAACCCCACUUUUGGGCCCUCAAAAUUUCCUAACAUGCGCCUGGUGAAGGAAAAAGUUGGGAGGAAAGAGAUGAGAAUGGUGUUGAGGUGAAAAAGAGGAAAGAAAUUGAAUUGGUUUGAUUAAAGUUUGGAGUGUUGUAUGCAUAUAUGCAUUUAGUAAACCCGAUGGAAAAAGACGAUAACUACUCGAACGAAGGCUCUAUGGCUCCAAGUUUCUCCAGCCACCAAGAUCUGUACAAUAACCAAGACCAAUUCAUGAGGUCUCGCCCUAAUUUCGAAACCUCCGCCGACAACUCCACCGGAAUCCUCACCUACUUUCCGCCCAACCCAAUUACCUCUCCGGACAAGCUUAGCUUUGGCGAGGUUAUGCAGUUCGCCGACUUCGGUCCCAAGCUCAGUCUCAACCGCUUCGACGACGACGAUAGCGAACCCCCCGGCAUCGACCCGGUCUACUUCCUAAAAUUCCCAGUUUUAAAUAACGAGAGGGUGGAGGACACGGCGGGGGGCGGAGAGACGGAGGAAGCGGCGGAGAUAGGAGGGAGAUCGUUAGUUGUUGGGGAAUUAGAAGAGGAGAAUUUUAGGAGUAACAACAACAACAACAACAAUAAUGGGAACAAUGGGAAUAAUAAUAAUAAUAACAAAAGGAAAAGAGGACGAACGGUGAAGACAAGUGAAGAAGUGGAGAGUCAAAGGAUGACACAUAUUGCGGUGGAGAGAAACCGAAGGAAGCAGAUGAAUGAGCAUCUUCGUGUUCUGCGAUCUCUCAUGCCUGGUUCUUACGUUCAAAGGGGAGAUCAAGCUUCCAUAAUCGGUGGAGCAAUCGAGUUCGUGAGAGAGUUAGAGCAACUCCUACAAUGUCUAGAAUCCCAAAAACGACGUCGUCUUUUAGGAGAACCACCAAUAGUGCAAGCUGCGGACACACCACCGCAGCAACAACCUCCAUUUCUACCACCAGGAGCAGUUAAUUUUCCAGGCCAUCAAAACGAUGCACAAAUAUUUGAAACGACAGCAGAAAGCAAAUCGUGCCUUGCAGACGUGGAAGUGAAGGUAGUAGGGUUUGACGCUAUGAUAAAAAUCCUAUCAAGAAGACGACCGGGACAACUCAUCAAAGCCAUCGCAGCACUUGAAGAUCUUCAACUAAAUAUUCUUCAUACAAAUAUCACCACCAUUGAACAAACUGUUCUUUAUUCUUUCAACGUCAAGAUAGCUAGCGAAUCAAGAUUUACCGCUGAAGAUAUAGCAAGCUCAGUUCAACAAAUAUUCAAUUUUAUUCAUGCAAACACUGGCAUGUGAUGUAAUAAAUCAAACUCAUACAUAUCGUUAUAGAUUUGUGAUAUUGGUAUUAUUAUUUUAUUGUUUGAUUAUUGUUAUUA